Salvelinus namaycush (lake trout) is the source of this 4418-nucleotide messenger RNA. RefSeq names its product insulin-like growth factor-binding protein 4. Gene Ontology annotation, biological process: regulation of insulin-like growth factor receptor signaling pathway. Gene Ontology annotation, molecular function: insulin-like growth factor II binding; insulin-like growth factor I binding. The record is from RefSeq and is a predicted model, not a curated record. The coding region runs from base 664 to 1443 and encodes 259 amino acids. Gene Ontology annotation, cellular component: extracellular region. The transcript has 4 exons. Lineage: Eukaryota; Metazoa; Chordata; Actinopteri; Salmoniformes; Salmonidae.
CCAUUGGCCAGCAGUAUAAAUUCCAAGAAGAACCACUCGUGUAGAGCCAUUCUCAGGAGCAACCCAUUGCACUGCACCCCAUAUGGAAGAGGAAAUUGCUACUCGACUUGAGAAACCUGAUGCCCCUUCCCUACACCUGGACAUUGGCAAACCACAGACUUUUCUCUUUGCACUAUAAGAGGCUUCAUGGGCUCUGUGUGAAUUCUACUUGAAGGGACAAAGACUCACCUAAAUAGACAUUUGUUCUACUUCCCAACAAAUAACCACUUUGUGCGACUCAAAGACUUAAAGACUUUCGUCGCAUGGGAGAGCAAGGACUAGAUAUUUAGCAUUCUUUGAUCUACCUGCAUUAUUUUUCCAACCUCCCAAACAUCCUAGGGCUAGGAAAUCAAGCCUAAAAAAAAGGCGAGGUAAAACAGCGGGGACAUUGUGUUCCAACUCCUGCCAAAACCCCUGCCACCCGAAACACCAACCAGCGGGCAACAUCAAAGACCAAACCCUCCAACCGCCUCCCUCCCAUUCCUUACCCUCCAAAACUAAAGCAGAGACCAAACAAUUGUGGGUGAGAGAGCAGAGAAACAGAAGGAAUACUAACAAACGAACUGUGGGAAAGUGCAAGAGAAAUCGAGGGUAAAGAUUUGAGAUCACGCCUUCGGGACUGCCAUGGUGCGAGGUGGCGGUGCGGCUAUAGCGCCGCCCUGCUGGGGCCUGUGGGCGGUGGGCGCCCUUUCGCUGGCGACCCUGUGUCUGACGGAGGAGGCCAUCCGCUGCCCCGUGUGCUCCGAGGAGCGGCUGGCCAGCUGCCAGCUGCCUGAUGGCAGCUGCGAAGAGACGGUGAGGGAGGCGGGCUGCGGCUGCUGCCCCACCUGCGCCCUGGCCAAGGGGGUGCACUGCGGCGUCUACUCGCCCCGCUGUGGCACGGGGCUCCGCUGCUACCCGCCGCGGAACGUGGAGAGGCCCCUCCACUCGCUCAUGCAUGGCCAGGGAGUGUGCACCGACGAGAGGGAUGUGGAAGAGAACUCAGCGAUGGAUGAGAUCAUCCCUGAGCACCCCAAUAACAGCAACAUCCGCUGCAGUCCCCAGGACAAGCGCUGCAUCCAGAAGACCCUGGCCCGCCACCCCGCCAAAUCCACCAAUCAGAGAAGCAAUAACGCCAGGGAGGACCCAAAGGCUGCCCUGGCUCCGUGUCGUGCUGAGCUGCAGAGAGCGCUGGACCGACUGGUGUCCAACACUCGCACCCAUGAGGAUCUCUACAGCAUCCCCAUACCCAACUGUGACAAGAACGGAGACUUCCAUGCCAAGCAGUGCCAGCCAGCACGUGACGGGCAGCGGGGAAAGUGCUGGUGUGUCGACCAGAAGACGGGCAUGAAGCUGCCGGGGCCCCUGGAGCUGCGGGGGGAACUGGACUGCCACCAGCUAAUGACUGCAACCAUGAGAGAGUGAGGAGGGGACCGGCGGGGCCCUUGGGGGGCCAGGGCUAGGGCUUAGGGCCAGCCAAAUUCUACUGGUGCUGUUUAGUUACAACUAUGGAAGGAAAGGACUUAACCCUAAAGCCUCACUUCACGUGAGGCUAACGGUACUUGCUUGAUAUGAAAAAGAUAAAAGGAAACCAUAGAAUUUUACUAUUGUUUGUUUUCGUGUGUGAGUGUAUGUCUGUAUGCAUCGUUUUGAGCACAUGUGUGUAUUUUACGAUUCUGUGAAGUUAGGCAGAUGCUCUUGCUUUAAAUAACAGGUGGCAAACAACAUACAUGUUGUAAACACUCUUCUCAAAACAGGACAACAUUGGUUUUGUGUAGUCUAGUCUACUCUGAUUUCCAUCUCUUAGCAUCUUUGAAACAAAAAACAUAAAAACUUGACGCAUGAGUUAAGUGUCCUAACAUGACUCACCAUCGACCAUUCAGCAGCAGCUAUAGAAUAGAAUGAAUAUUGGGAGUGUGUGUGAGAGAGAGAGAGAGAAUUACCAAUUGAUGAUAAGCCACAGCUUUUCACAACGUUUGGCGAUAUGAAGUGAAAAGAGAGAUUACUUUUGAGAGAAUAAACUGUACCUCUGAGAGGAACUCAGAAUAGAUGUGCUUUAUCGCUAUCCCCCUUCUCGCCCUCCUCUCCGCUUCCCCCCUUCUCUUUGACUGGGAGCUCUCUCUCUGGCUUAUUUGUCCAGGGGGACUGGCAGCAUAGCUGGGCUCAGGACUCUGUACACUGCUGAUAGGAUAAUCUUGUUUCUCCAGCUGGGGCUGAAGUGCUAAGACGCCAGUGCUGCUGCUCUCAUGUUUGUAUGAAUAUGCUUCUAUAUACAGGAUUUCUUUCUAACCAAGAGACUGCUUGUUGGCAGUAUUGUGUAGUUUAUAGUGGUGCUAUACACUCAUUGUGCCAAAACCCCCCCCCCAUUUUUUCCCCCUGUGCUUUUUGGGGGAUUGUUUUUAGAAGGAAACAGAGAUACAAACUUCCAGAUGAGGGGGACGAUCUUAGAAUAGCCUAAAUGUUUGACUGACCACAAAUACUGUCUAGUUGUCACACAAAUAUCUCCAAGUUUUUAUACGACAUUGAUGAAAUAAAACGUUCAAGUAAAUACACGGAUAUCCGUGGGAGCAUUACUAUAGUUAACCGCCUGACUGUUUCAUGGACUAAUGUAGUGACUUUGCAUGAUUGUAGCAUGUGUGGCUAGUGACAACUUCUUAUGGCUAGAAGAGAAGAGGACUUUAUGACUGCAUGAUGAAGAAACACGCUCUAGACAGCCUCUGUAAUUGCUAGCUAGCUGAAACGUUCAGAGAAACGUCAGAUGUCUAUAUAAUACCAUUAGAAACCUCACAGUGAGAUAGCAUCCUGGUCAUACAUGGACUCCCUCCAGUAUAAGUGAACACCCUUGACUUUUACUCUGGCAGAGCCAGUUAUCAGGUUUGACAUCAUCGAUGAAGCAGUGUAUGAGCCAAGGAAUCAUUGAUUUGUAUUAUUAUGUUGACAAACUUACUGGUGCAUCAUACUCUACAUACCGUCCACAUAUACUACAUGGACAAGACUGUUAACAUCCCUACAGCGAUUUGAUUGUACUGUAUUGCAAAUGGGUGGAAAAGAUCAUGAUUGGUUCCCUCGGGCUAUGAUCUAUGAUGUGAUUGGUUGAUUGACUGACUCAGGCUUAACCUGUGGAGCACAGGGAGUAUAGGAGAGAAGACGGCCCUUGAAUACAGGACAGUCUGAUCAGUGAGUUCAGUGAGGUCGGUCGUUUGUCAUUUCUAGAAAUGGAUAGUGCACUUAAUCUCCCUGAGAGUGUUGGGUUACUAAUUGACUCCAGGAAGGAUUCAUCUCGCCUGGACAUUCAUUAUUGGUGUUAAUAGUACACUGGCACAGUUAGCUUCAUGUAGAGCGAGGCGAGGGGACAGGGCCGAGGGGGUAAACCAGACGGACGUGGGCAGUAGUUGUCCUGCUUCCUCUUUCAAGAACUGAAAGAAGAGUGCAGGACAGAUUGUCCAAAAACAGACUCCUACAAAUGAUAGGCAGCUCUUUUUGUCAGCAGAGAUGUGAGUAGAUAGACUAGAGGGAGAGGGAAUAGAAAAAGUGUGAGUGACAGAGAGCUGGAGAGUUCCAGCUACAUUUGUAUCGCACUGAUUUGCUCUCACAAAGCCACAUUGUUUCCGUAAGGCACACAGCUUUUACCAUUCACUCUCUCUCUCUCUCACAUACCCCUCUGGUUUGACAGAGGAGCCUAGAAGUCAUUCAAGAGCUUUCCUCUGGCUGUUAUCCAGAGCAGCAGAACACGUACUGUAGCAAGUCCAACUAAGCCCAACAUAGCAAUGCCCUUCAUCACGGUUGUGCUGUCAUUGCUGCCAUGGGUAAUGGGGACAGAAACAUCUAAUUUCAUUAGGCAACAUUGAACACUCACACCUCCCUGCCUGGGGUCAAAGUAGAUAGAAACCCAGCUGUAUUACAUUGCCAUUCAGAAUCACAAUAUCAAAGACAUUUGGGUCGAUGUGUGACAAGACCUGACAUGAGCCAGGCCAAAGAUAAUUAUUGCGGACUUAGCCAACUGUACUGUAUCUGUAACUUGCUUCCUUGUAAAAAAAAUAAAUAAAAAAAAGAAUAAAAAACUGCCAAAGUUAUCCAAAGGGUCUAUGGGGAUAUUGCAUGGUAAUACUGUUGUAGUUUACUUAGCGGUCCCUCAGUCAAUGACUUAUCUUCUGAACUAAUUACUAACCUGUAGACAUUUACUUAGCCUACAUUUGACCAAAACUUUGACCGACAAACAAACAUCCCCAGUGGGCUGGUUGAAACGUCCAGUUUUGCCUGCUUCUGGGUCAUUAACCUUGAAACUGAGCCUCUUGAUGAUCACUAAUAGUUCAUAGUAGCUUCUUCUCAAUUGACAAGUCCCUAAAACGUUUUUUUUUUUGGCUCUCUGAGGCUAUUCAAUAAAACGGGAUGCUCUUACU